Molecule: messenger RNA, 2615 nt
Organism: Scleropages formosus (Asian bonytongue)
Lineage: Eukaryota; Metazoa; Chordata; Actinopteri; Osteoglossiformes; Osteoglossidae
Product: CD82 antigen-like
Exons: 9
Coding region: 19-888 (289 amino acids)
Cellular component (GO): plasma membrane
Source: RefSeq, a predicted model, not a curated record
GGAGGGGGUUAUCGUUGGAUGGUCUCAGGUCCUGGUCACACCGUUGCCGUUUCGCUUCUAUCGAGAAGACGUCGAGUUCUUCUGCCGUUCUCGUCCAGCUCUUCCAGCAGAGUCGGAGCCAUGGGGAAAGGCUGCUUCAAGGCGACCAAGUACUUCCUGUUCCUGUUCAACCUCCUCUUCUUCCUCCUCGGGUUGCUCGUCUUGGGUUUCGGGCUAUGGGUUCUUCUGGACAGCAAGAGCUUCGUCACCGUUCUGCAGGAGUCAUCCGCCUCCAUCAAGGUGGGCUGCUACAUCCUUAUCGGCGUUGGCUCCCUCUCCAUGCUCAUGGGCUUCCUGGGCUGCCUGGGUGCCAUCUAUGAGGUCCGCUGCCUGCUGGGGCUGUAUUUCACCUGCCUGCUGCUGCUCCUCAUCGCUCAGGUGACGGCUGCGGUGCUCAUCUAUUUCCAGCAGGACCUCCUCAAGAACGAGAUGUCGGGCAUCGUGAACAAGAUCAUUGUGGACUACACAGGACAAAACAAGAGCACGGAGGUCGCCUGGGACUACAUCCAGAAGACGAUGCAUUGCUGUGGCUGGGCCGGCCCGGGGAACUGGAGCGAGAACGCAGUGAUCAGGAACAGCUCGCACACGCUGUACCCCUGCUCCUGUCUGGACUCCCACAGUACCAACUCGACCCCACAUAAGCACAGCGGUUUCUGCGAGAGCCCAAACUGGCCUGUGUAUACCACGGGCUGCGCCUACAGUGUGGAGAAGUGGGUCACGGACAACCUGGGGGUCAUUCUGGGGAUCUGCGCCGGCAUCGCCGUCAUCGAGCUGCUGGGCAUGAUCCUGUCCUUGUGUUUGUGCAAGAACGUCCACCAGGAGGACUACACUAAAGUGCCCAAGUACUGAUGCUGAGGAUGGAGAGCUGUCCACCUGAAUGCUGGUCCCCACCGCCUCCCUCUUCUGUCUCGCCCCCGGCCUCCCAAUCCUGAGACAUCCUGCAUCCCGACCAGCCCUCCUCGCUGUACCGGAGGGUUGGUCGGGAGCACUGGAACUGAAGAUCUGGGACAUCGCUGCGCCGUACUGGGUCGACCUCUUUCAGACCCUUGUUGACAGAACAUGAAGCUGUGCCAUUGAACUAUAUCUUUCAUUAUUGGAUGGAAUGAAAAUUCUUUUUUUUAUAUAUAUAUAUAUAUAAAUAGGGGGAAAAUCUUUGAAAAGUUUAAAUUUCUAAAGCAUGACGUACGUUUCCGUGACCUUGAGGCGCAGACCUGGUUUCCUCAGAGGUCAGCAGAUGGGUGUGUUUGAACACACAUCACUUUGUUCUCUUACUUUGUUCUGCUUCCCUUAGCCCGUUGUCCUGGUUUCCUGUGAGCACUUUAGUGGGACUUGAGAUGAUGCUGAGACUGAAGCUCACCCGAGUCUCCAUGGUGACCAUGGUGGGGGAGCUGAGGGCUAUGGGGGGAGCUCGAAAGACCUUAAAAUGGCAUCAGAUAGUUGAAGUUGGAGGUUUGGGGGGGGGGGGGGUCGGUCAGGUAAGGACAUUGGCUAAAGGAGGUGGACAUAUGGAGGAAUGAGCUCACAGCAGCAACCCCCCCAAGUAUUCCACGCAAAUCUAUGACUUGCUGCCGACUGGUCAGCAGUGACCCCUCGUAGUCCUGUCAUCUCGGUCCUCUCUUCUGCCCCCCUUCAGCCACUGGACUCUGCUCCAGCUGCUCUCCCAACCUGUUUAUUUUUAUAUAUUUUUUUUUUUUUUUGGCCAAAUUUAUUAUUUUUUUGCAUGAUCUUUUUUGUGUUUUUAGUAUUGAUUCUAUUUUCUUUCACAAUUUUGUGUGUAUGUGUGUAUAUAAAUAUAAUAUCUGCUGUAGGUUAGAAAUGACUGACUGAGAAUCUGGACAACGUGUUUUUGUGGACAAGACUGUGUUGUCAGCUUUUUUAUUUGGUGAAAGUGGUCAGUCAUGUGUUGUUGUAAGUCACUAUUGUUCUCUUUGGGCGCAGCGUUCGCUCGAUAACCCCACUGUCAGCAAACCGGAGCUCCGACUGCGGGGGCCCUGCUGGCUGGAGCCCAUCACCCCCUGCAGAUCUCCCAGAACCCUUUGCAGCAAAGGCCUGCACAUGGCGCACGUUCAGGUUCCUUUGUGGGUUUGAUCCCAAAACACUGAAUCUCGAUUAAACUUGUGGAAGUGUCCCUCCCCAGUAGGUACUUUGACCUCCUGGCCCUUACUCCUCGACGUAUAGAGGCAACUGAAACUCCUCCCACAUUAAGCAGCACUACGGUCGCUAUUCUUUAAUUAUAUCACAGAUUUCUUUGCUACUUAUAGGGACAGACUUUUCUGUAUAGAAGAAAAAGUUUUGAUAUAGAAAAAUGGGUGAAGCAAUUUUAUAAUCUCAUACCUUUUUUUGAAUGUUGGUCUGGAAUAUUUUUUUAAGGCGAGGAAUUCUCUUAAGUUAAAAUGGAUUUUUUUUUUUCCUCUACAGAAAGUUACAGCACUGAAACGGAAAAAUUCAGUGUAAAUUUUUUUAAUUUUUUUAAUUAAAAUGUAUAGUCCAUAUGUAUCAUGUCACUUGUGCUGUGAUUCCUCAUUUUUGCCCAUGUUUUGUUCAGUAAGUGGAACAAUAAAACUCACCCUAAGUAA